AUGGCGACUUCAGCCGCCAGCGGGCCACCUACGACGCGCGUCGACGUCCCGUCAUGGAACGGCGAGGCAGACAAGUUGACGAGCUACAAGUUUGAGGUCUCCAUGUUCACCAAGAGCAUCAAGACUGCGGAGCGCUACGUGUGCGGCCCGCAGCUGGUGCGCGCCCUCGGGGCGCGAGUCCGGACGACGGUGGAGAGCUGCCCGGACAUCGACACGGUCGACGAGAUCGACAAGGAUGGAGUUUUGAUUGGUUGGAACAAAGUGUUUCAGUACGUAUUGGAGAAGCUGGACUUCACCAGCCUGAAUGAUACGGGCCUCCUCGCGGAGGAGUUCUUCCUGAAGGUCAGCCGGAACUCGGGCGAGACCUUCCAGGACUGGGCCGCCAGAUUCGAGAAGAAGGAGCGGGAGCUGUUGGUGCAGCUCCAAGUCAUUGAUUCCAGCGUGACGGAAGUGAUUGCGAAGCCUCUUCGGACUUGGUGGUUCCUUCGGAAGUCCAAGCUACCCCCUGUUCAACGUGGAGAGAUCACCGCCACUGCGGGUGGCGACCUCAACUUUGGCAAGACAUACAAGGCGCUGCUCACGCGCUUCCCGGCGGAGGCACUGGCGGAGCUCGACGGCAAGCAGCACCGUAAGGCCUUCUAUGAGGACACGCACGUCGACGACGUUGAGGACGAGACUGGUGGUGAAGAUAUUGAUUUCACAGAGGUUGUCGAGCAGCUGAUCACCCUCGCUGAAGAAGAUGAAGAAGAGGAGCCAGCUGACGACAACCCAGCGGACAACGAGGUGUUCGCAGAGUUCAAGCAGGUGGGCAGGAGCUUCAAGGACGCCCGCGACCUGAUCCGACGCCUUCGAGUGUCCCGCGACUACUACCCGGUCGUGUCGCUCAAGGACCCCGAUCGCGUGCCCCCGCCUCCGAACCCAGGACGAGGCUUCCAGCGUGGCCGUGGCAAGAACGGUCGAGGCCGCGCUCGCUUCGACACGGGCAAGGGACGUGACAUGUCCAAGAUGAAGUGCAUCGCGCGCGGCGAAUAUGGUCAUCGAGCGGCGGACUGCAGCGAGAGGUUCAAGAAAGAUAAUACGAGGGAUGGAGCUCGUGGGACUACUCACAACGGCUUCGUCCUGUCCGCCAUCGACGAGUACCUCUACCUCCUGGAGCGCGACGGCAUCUGUGCGAUCCUCGACAUCGGGGCCACGAAGAGCCUCGGCGGCCUCGAGAGCGUCGAGAACCUCAUGUACGAGAUGCUGGACCAGCACGGCCAGGAGUUCGAGACGACACAUGACGAGUGCUCAUUCACCUUCGGCGACGGCCUCCAGAAGAGCUCGAUGGGCACGGUGAAGGGGAACGCGUUCCUCGGCGGCGACCUGACCGAGGUCAAGCUGUCUGUGAUGCCGAACCGCGUGCCGAUCCUCCUGGGCAUGGACAUUCUGACUGACUCGCUGAAGGUGGUGGUCGACUGCGGCCGGAACUGGAUCGGCCUUCCGACCAUGGGCAACAAGGUGUUCUUCUGCGAGCGCCUCUCGAGCAACCAUCUGGCCGUCAACCUGACGACGCCGCAGUGGUGGAAGGAGGUGCCGCUUUCCCUGCCGAGUGCCGGGUGCCUGACGUCCGAAGCGACGGCGCCUGAUGUUCUGGUCGAGGAGCUGCCCGAAGAGGCCGCUCCGUGCAGCUGCUGCCCUGCGGUACUCCGAAACACCUACCAGAGCGACGGAAACCUCGGCGGCGCGGACACCUACCAGAGCGACGGAAACUGCGACACGGAGCGGAUCGACUCGAGCGACAGAAACCUCGAUUUCGUUCGGACGGACGGUCAGGGGAUCGACAACUUCGGCUCCAGCGACCCCGACGCCAGCAUCAGCAGCAACACCAGCUACUCCGGCAAGAGCCACACGUGUACGAAGGCGACGGAGGUGACCAUCCGGGAGCAGGCAGUGGCUCUACGCUGGCGGCGUCUGUCCAACAAGCUGAACUCCCCGGAGGUGCAGGGGGGCUGGAAGUUCACUCCGGAGAUGCUCGACGACUCGGAACUGCCGGAGAUGGACUCGAAGAGGAAACGCUGA
Messenger RNA from Prorocentrum cordatum, 2058 nucleotides. The record is from the annotation of a GenBank genome assembly. NCBI's taxonomy places the organism in Eukaryota, Dinophyceae, Prorocentrales, Prorocentraceae.